Molecule: messenger RNA, 5281 nt
Organism: Triplophysa dalaica
Lineage: Eukaryota; Metazoa; Chordata; Actinopteri; Cypriniformes; Nemacheilidae
Gene: ark2ca
Product: arkadia (RNF111) C-terminal like ring finger ubiquitin ligase 2Ca
Exons: 8
Coding region: 274-1209 (311 amino acids)
Molecular function (GO): ubiquitin protein ligase activity; zinc ion binding
Source: RefSeq, a predicted model, not a curated record
CCGUGGACGCGUUUCUGAAGCUGCGCGUAUCCGCCGCGUCCUGCGCGCACGCUCUGAGCCCAAGCCCCGCCCGCAGCUAAUUCACAAAAGACUCGCCGCCGUGCCGACCCAUCCUAUUGGCUGCGUCCGGAGCCACAGGAAGCGGCACGCAGCUCGCUCAUUGGCUGUAAAUCUCUUUGUGUGCGGUGCAGCUGGCGUCCGGGCUCCGUUUUGAAUGGUCUUGUAUUGGAAGGCGAAGGUGUCCAUGGGCAGCACACCAACAAAGGAGCCAGGAUGGUGUUAGUCCACGUCGGAUAUCUGGUUCUUCCCGUCUUCGGUUCCGUGAGAAGUAGAGGAGCACAUUUUAGCAGGCACCAGCAUACUCAUGCUACCUCCUGCCGGCAUUUUCACCUGGCUGCUACAGCGACGCCCCUGCCUGCCGAGUUCCCACCCCCUCCCCUCGCCCCGCCUCAGUACCAGGAAGUCCCGCCCCCUUUCCUACCUCAGGCCUUACAGCAGCAAUACCUCAUCCAGCAACAGUUACUGCAGCGCAGACGUACACAGGAGAGGGUCCCGCUGAACACAAACAGGUUACGCCCAGGAUAUGAAUAUGUCCCGCCUCUUCACGUACCACAGCCAAUCCCACAGCAGCCCAGAUAUCUGGCGGAAGGCACAGACUGGGAUCUGAGUGUGGAUGCAGGUAUUCCUCAUCAGUACCCACUGCAGCAGAUUCCUCAGCCGUACCAGCAUUACCUGGCAUCCCCCAGAAUGCAUCACAUCCCCAGGAGCAACGGAUCGACACAUGUGGUUGUUCAUGAGAUAAGGAACUAUCCGUAUCCACAGCUCCACCUGCUGGCGCUCCAGAGCUUGAGUCCCGGUCGACACUCUUCUGCUGUUCGAGAGAGCUACGAGGAACUGCUGCAGUUAGAAGAUCGAUUGGGAAGCGUGAGUCGAGGGGCCGUGCAGACCACCAUAGAGAGAUUCACCUUCCCUCACAAAUACAAGAAGCGGAAGCCUGUGGAUGUGAAGAUCUGUGAGGUUGAGGAAGAGUCUGAUGUAGAUGAGAAAUGCACCAUCUGCCUCUCCAUGCUGGAGGAUGCAGAAGAUGUCAGGCGGUUACCCUGUAUGCAUUUAUUCCAUCAGGGAUGUGUGGAUCAGUGGUUGGCCACCAGUCGGAAGUGUCCCAUCUGCAGAGUGGACAUCCAAACACAACUCGCGACCGAGAGCUGAAACAUGAGCAAAUAACUCCCAUCCUGAGAGCUGGAACGCAAGCUCUUCUUUUGCUCUUAUUAAACAAACACAUCAGCAUAUAUCUCAAACAGAUAUCGAUCUAAACCCGCGCUUACAGGGUUGCCAUCCACACACACUCUGUAUAUUACCUACACGCAUGCAUAUGUGUGAAAAUCAUACACCCCACUAAAACUUCACCCAAUGAGCCAUCCAAUACGCACUAAACACACACACGCUUUACUGAGCCAAUGACAAUAACCGACACUAAACACACACACACAUGCUGGUAGAGCUGAAGGGUCUGUUGCGAGGAGUGGCGUGUGUGUUCGUAGCAUACGUGUGUGUAUUUGUGCAAUUCCUUAAGCCAUGAACUUUACUAAAGACCCUCAGCUUGCAUACAAUACACACACACACACGGAGUAAUGACACACACAUACACGUAUGUACACAACCGAGCUCUUGGCGGAUGAGACACUGUCAAAUCUUGCUGCUGGAGUGUGUGUGUGUCGCUGUAUUUCUGAUCUGCAAUACUGCUUUAGUCUUAAACACUGGAGCUAUUUCAGCAUUGUUUGUGUGCCCGUAUGUACGCUUGAGCCUCGUUUUGGUACGUGUGUAUUAUGUGUGUGUGUUAUUAUUUUAUUGGUCAUGGACGGGCCCAGACGGAACCUGCGGGUGUUUUUUUUACAUUCUCUGUUUUAUUUUCCGUUCACAGAAAAACGAAACCUGAGAAAUGUGUUAAACGGAGCUGAGCGGAACCACACUUAUCGGUAGCAUUUAGAGUGAAUAUUUAAUAGUAAUAGUUAAACUGCAUGGGGUUAAUGGAUAUUUAGAACUUUGUGAACGAGUGACAUUACAUGUUUUUUCAGAAAUCUGCGAUUUAGUGUCAGAAAUAUUUGCCCUAUUUUUACUUUUACGGCGAUAUAUUUUCAGACAUUUUUAAUAUUUUAUGCUUCCAAAUCUUUCUUUUUAUCAUUUUGUUAAAGUCCCAGUGAAAUUGAAAAUGACAAUUCUUAUUUUUUCAUAUAUUUUACAAAUAUUGGAGCGUUUAUUGUUAAAAGCUUAUCAAUGUGGGUGAUUUCCUUUUUAAAAUUCACGUACCCUCGUAAACUGCAGUUAAAAUCUAAAAAUGCACUGAAAUGAAGAUCCGUAAAGUAAAGAGCUGGGGUGGAGCAUCCGCUAACCCCUCCCCUUUAUUUCAAAAUCAAAGCAUCCAAUCAAUUUGCGGUAAAAAACGCAAGCCGCGGCAGCUUAUUUUCACCUUUGAAAUUCCUUUCCACUCGGAAAUGUCGGAAUACGGAAGUAAAAAUGAUCAACUUCCGGUUCACUGGGACUUUAAAUUGUCUCUCCAACUGGCCCUAGAAUACAACGUUAAGAAAUAUAUACGGUUUUACAAAUAAGAAAGUUUUCGAAGGUCUCAAUUUCUGACGCUGCUGCAGAGUUCCGUGUGGGCCGGUCGCUGGGUUCGCUGUGCACGAAGGUGCAUGUAGAAAAGCCAAAAAACACAACACAUACUCAAAACAAAAAAACCUUCAAUUAGUCAUUUCAAAGACAGCAGGAGGAUGGCUGUUGUCUUCUAAGACGCUCCAGGCAUACGUAGGAUGAGAAUGUUGUGAUCGAUAGAUUCGUGUAGAUAGGCGCAGUCGUAGUUGCAUGCAUCUGUGCUUCGGCCAUUGUUUUAAAGGUACACCUGGAAGUGUGGGUGCGUGCGUGUGUGGUAUUGCAUGAAUGUGUAUUAGCUCCUUUAAGCUGUGACGAUCUGUAUCAUUAUCAGACUCAUGUAGCUUGUGCGCGAGUGCGUCGCUGUGUGCGAGAGACCCUGCCAUGACCUUUGACCCUAAAUGCCUACUGAAAAAAGCACAUGUGAGCAUAGCUGAAGUGCCCGGCCUCACUCUGGUGCUGCGCUGCCAUGGUUACUGUAUUUAUUAUUGGUAUUUAAAACGUGCAGUGUUGGGAAGGGGGCGGGGCUUGUGCGUGUCCAACCGUGUUUUUUUGUGUCACUGGUCUGCCCUCGUGGUUGCUAUGCUGUAUUGCUAGAACAACAAUGUAGAAUGUUGUGUGAUAGAGGACCAUCCGCCAACAGCACGUGAGCAUGGCGGGACGGUUCGCAACCACGGAAAUGGCCAUCGCAGUUUUAAAGGUCUAAUUUCGUUCCUUGAGAAGUUAAAGUGAAUGUACACUUGUAUUAUUUCUAUUCCUUUUCCUUGAUUUUAUGCGUAGUUAAUUUACUCCGGGGUUCAAAUUCACAGCCACAAAUUCACAAACUUCCAGCCAUAAUUUCAAAUGUAGCAAAUGCUAUUUUGUUUUUCAACCAAUCGGCUGCGGCCUUCGUCCCGUGUGUUGGCCCCCUCCCCCAGUGUUCCGUGUGCUGAUUGGCAGAUGUUGGCUCACGUUGAUCGUUUACACAGGGUUAUGUCCGUUGAAAUGCCUUAAGUAUUUAACAAUCAUAAUUUAUUACUAACUGUAGAUAUCGUGGGUGCGUAUUUAAUUUUGUAUAGUUUCAUUCUUUUGCAAUGGAAUCAUAUUUUAUUUAUUUAGAAAUAACACAAAAUGAUUAAAACUCUUACCUCAUGUUUGAGUUGGUUUGCGGGAAUGCUUCGCAUGCGGUUGGUCGUGUUCGUGUGUGUAUCUCCCUUUGGUGCUGUGACCUUACUGACAUUCCGCUUGCUGAUUGGUCAGACACGGCAGCGGAGUGGGAGUAUUCGGGGUUUUGAUUCGCUGUCCUGUUUGCACUUAGUUUUUCGAGGCCACCCUCUCACUGGCAUCAUUUUAACCACUCUGGCAACACAAUCUCUGUCUCUCUCUCUCUCUCUCUCUCUUUGUGUAAGUCUUUCUUACAUUAUUAAUGUUUACAUGAUCUUUCUCAUCUAUGCUAGUUUUUAACUUUUAAUGUUAACAUCCACAAUCUUUUUGCUCUUGCACUCUUUUCUCUAGUUUUUAUCUGCUUCGUCUUUCUUAAACUGUUAAUGUUAACAUUCUGUCACUGAAAAAUUCACAAUCUCUGUGAUUUUGUACCAAAACCUAAUGAGCUGACUUUUAAAACGGCUUCCUAAAUAAAAUAGUCUCAAAGUACAUGCGUUGAAAAAAGCACUCUUCGCCAUAUUGGAUGCAUUUAAUCACUGAUCUUGUUGCAAUGCCUUAUGGGAUUGUCUUCUCCAUGCUGCCUUGGAAGUUGUCCAAAUGUAAGAUGUUCUUAAGAAAGUUAACCAUGGUUUUAUCAUGGUAAAACUGUAGUAACCGAUUUGGUGGAUUGAUUACCAUUUGCAUAACACCUGUUUUACUUCAAAUGGUUAAACUAUGGUUACUGUGGCUUAUUUUCGUAAAGGAUUCACUAGGUUCCCUUGUGCCCAUAUCUUUUUAAUUCACUUCAUCUCAUCUCUCUUUUUCUGUCUCCAGGGCAUGUGAAAUCUAUUCAUCAUUUCUCACUUUCCAAAUGUCUUUCUCUCAAUCUCUCUCUUUCUCCCUGUCUGAGGAUCGAUCUCUUAACCCUCGCAGGACAGGGUCAGGACUAACAGAGUAUGACAAAGCACAACAGAUUUAAAAUGCAUGUUUUCUCAGGUUUGAAUAUAUACACGACUUAAUAGAAAUAUACAGCUACAUAGAGAAAAUAAAGUUACUAGUGCAGAUGUUUUACUAACGGUAUUAGAGAAUUGAGUUUUUGCUGCUGCUUGCAUUUGAAAAAAACGAAAACGACAAAAAAAUGACUUAAAUACUAAAGUUGUCCUACAAGUGCCAGUGACAGGGGUGCCGCGUGCCGUGGGUGUUUUUCACUAGAGGAUUUUCUAGCAGAAUAUAGACUAUUUAUCAUUCAUAUUAAAGCAAUAGCGCCUCCUGCUGGUGUGACUGCUAGUACGUAUAACUGGUCGAGUAUAAAAAAAGCGUCUGUGUAAAAUGUUAGAUUUCUCUUUUGGUGGAAUUUUUGUACCUUAUUUAUUACUACUACUAAUGAUGAAUUUAAAAGUGGCAUCGCUAAAAUGUAUUUUGGGUUUCGUUUCGUUUUCAUUUGGUUUAAUUUCAAAGCUUGUACAUUAUCCUUUUUGUAUGUGCUCAUUUUGUAAUAAAAAUUGUUAAAAUG